This is a messenger RNA of Alligator mississippiensis (American alligator), 1299 nucleotides long. It is a transcript of the gene SFR1, whose product is annotated as SWI5 dependent homologous recombination repair protein 1. The transcript is spliced from 5 exons. Lineage: Eukaryota; Metazoa; Chordata; Crocodylia; Alligatoridae. Gene Ontology annotation, cellular component: Swi5-Sfr1 complex. The record is from RefSeq and is a predicted model, not a curated record. The coding region runs from base 351 to 1028 and encodes 225 amino acids. Gene Ontology annotation, biological process: positive regulation of DNA-templated transcription; double-strand break repair via homologous recombination.
GCUCUCUAACAGGGCCCCGCCCCCUCCCGGGGAAAGGGCGCUGCUUCUUUAUGUUUCACGCGCGGGCGCCGAGUCUGUGCGCCGCGGGCGGGCGCACUCCGACUGCUUCCCUCGCCCGCGCGGGAGACCGGAGCCAUUGCCCGCGCGGGGCGAGCCUAAAAUAGAAUAUCAACCACGUGCUUGAUUUAAUGAAGCGGUGAGAGACGUGCAGCCUGACGCUCCCGCCUACGGGACCGGGACCGGGACCGCCUCGACCUGGAGUCCCUUGCCCGGCGGCCCCGAGGGAGGAGGCGCUUUGUGUCCGUCUUGCGGUGCUCGUGCGAAUUGUAAAUUAGGUCUUUAUUCUCAAGAUGGAAACACCCGUAUUUGACAAAUUGGCAUCACCAUGUAGUACUCCAGAGGACCCUAGGACACCAGCCCCUCCAAGGACAAGCUCAGGGAAACAGCCAAUGAGUGCAACACUUAGAGAGCGAUUGAGGAAAAUGAGACGCUCGUUUAAUUCCGGUUCCAUUGUGGCAAAGCGUCUUAAGGUUGAUGCUGAAGGAAAAGAUUGUGCUUCUGAGGAAGCGGCUCAAUCCAUAAAGGAACCCUGUUCUGCCUUACAAGACAGUUCUCAAAGCCUGGAGGCAAACUGCACCGAAAGUAGCCCUUUGGAGAGUCCUUUGCAGGAGGGCCAUUCCUGCGGAUGUGUUCAGAAUUUGCCACACACUGUGUCGUUUGGGCCUGGCCUAAAUCAACAGGACUUAUUGGAGGAGAAGAGAAGACUUGUGAAGCAGCUUCAAGAGAAGGAAGAGCUGCUGCGUAGGCUCAGAUUGGUCAAGAUGUACAGAUCCAAGAACAACCUGUCCGAACUGCAGUGUUUGAUAGCUAAAUGGAGGAGUAGCGCCCAGUUGAUGCUUUAUGAGCUCCAAUCAGCAUUCUCUACAGAUGGAAAGAAAGUGAGCCUCACCCAGUUGAUAGACAGCCUUGGAUUAGAAGACCAAUUGCUACACUACAGCAGAACGGAGGAAGACUUUAUAGAUACAUAAUCAACAAAUGCAAAGCUCUCGUUACAAAAAUGUGCCCUCAAAAACGACUGCAUAAACUCUGAUUGCAUCAGAUAUAUUAAAUCAUCAUAGUUGUUUGCUUCAGUACUGGCUUGUUCUAAUAGACUGUUCACAGAGCCAUGUAAUUAGAUACAGUAUGUGCUGUAAGAGGCAGUUAUUUUCUGGGGAAGAUUAACUCAUGUUGAUGAUUUGAGAAAAUUACCAUUGAGCGUGAAGAAAUAUGAAAAUGAAAUCUAGUAAUAUUUUACUUAAA